This is a messenger RNA of Microsporum canis CBS 113480, 297 nucleotides long. RefSeq names its product small nuclear ribonucleoprotein LSM8. Gene Ontology annotation, biological process: mRNA splicing, via spliceosome. Gene Ontology annotation, cellular component: precatalytic spliceosome; U6 snRNP; U4/U6 x U5 tri-snRNP complex. Lineage: Eukaryota; Fungi; Ascomycota; Eurotiomycetes; Onygenales; Arthrodermataceae. The record is from RefSeq and is a predicted model, not a curated record. The transcript is spliced from 2 exons. Gene Ontology annotation, molecular function: RNA binding. Bases 1 to 297 code for a protein of 98 amino acids.
AUGUCCCUUCAAUCUUACAUUAAUAAAAAAAUCCUUGUCCUCACGGUGGACGGCCGCACACUAAUAGGCACACUCCUGUCAACAGACCAGCUCACAAACCUCGUCUUAUCACAAACAAUCGAGAGAAUAAUUCGGACGCCAGAUGACCCAGAGCCCAGCUCGGAGGUAGAACAUGGCCUCUACUUGAUACGAGGGGAUAACGUGGUGAUUUGCGGGGAGAUAGACGAAGAGGUGGAUGAGAAGAUAGAUUGGUCGAAGGUCAAGGGUGAGGUGGUCAGAAAUACAAAGAACGCUUGA